UUGACGAGUGAGCCACCGGUCAUCAUGGGCAACAUCUUUGGAAACCUGUUAAAGAGCCUGAUAGGCAAAAAAGAGAUGAGGAUCCUCAUGGUGGGGCUCGACGCUGCUGGGAAAACCACCAUUCUUUACAAGCUGAAGCUGGGCGAGAUUGUCACUACCAUCCCCACAAUUGGUUUCAAUGUUGAGACGGUGGAGUACAAGAACAUCAGCUUCACUGUGUGGGAUGUGGGCGGCCAGGACAAAAUUCGUCCCUUGUGGAGACACUACUUCCAAAACACUCAGGGUUUGAUUUUUGUGGUGGACAGCAACGACCGUGAACGUGUGAACGAAGCCCGAGAGGAACUCAUGAGGAUGCUGGCUGAGGACGAGCUGCGGGAUGCCGUUCUUCUCGUCUUUGCCAACAAGCAGGACCUGCCCAACGCCAUGAACGCAGCAGAGAUCACCGACAAACUGGGCCUGCACUCCCUGCGCCACCGCCACUGGUACAUUCAGGCCACCUGCGCCACCAGCGGCGACGGCCUCUAUGAGGGCUUGGACUGGCUGGCCAAUCAGCUGAAGAACAAAAAGUGAAGGGCGGGGCUUAGAGAGCGGGGAAAAGUCUGGUUGCCAGCUCCAAGUAUGUGGAUUCUUUCAUGGAGAGGCGGUGCUGAAAAGCUCCUUGCAGGUGACUCAACGUCCCCUAUCUUAUUCUUUUACUGGAUUAUUUAUUGAUUUGCUUGGAUCUGCAGUGAGAGUUUGGGAAUGUAACCUAAAUGUCUUGCAUUCUAUACACUGGAUACAUAAUUAUUGGGAUGAACAAUGUAAUUCUGCUGUAAAGUGACAUGUAUUAUCCCUCCUUUGCCGUGUCUAUAAUGCUUUCAGGGUCUAAAACGUGUGGUGGCGGGAUGAUAACUGUCCUUUCCUUUUCCAUGUAAAUAAGUGUCAUAAUAGUAUAGCCGCAGUAUCUUUGCUAUUUCAGAUUGUAAAAGGUCACAUAUUCAUUGUCAUUUGUCCAAACAAAUGUUAUAUAGUAGGGAAGGAAUUCCUACGGCCUCAUCCCUGGGUGGAUCUCGUGUGAGAGGAAGGUGGGGGGUUGCGAUCAUCAUUUUGCUAUUUAGUCUACAUAGCAACUGGCGCUCUGGUCAAAGUUGGAAUUGCCACAAAACACAUUUUAAGAUAUUUACCACUCUACUGCCGCCUGCCGGCUAAAGUGUGUAGUGCGCCCCUCCCCCCAAUUUGUCACGUUUCACGCGUCAGGUAAAUCGCGACAAAUGGGGCCAAAUGAAUCCCCUUCCUAUUGUACAAAAUAAUGUACAACAGAGUAAAGUGCAUAUUUUGCUUAAAGUAUCCAUUUAGAUUUUUUACAAAAAUAUUUAUGAUUGUAUUUAAUUUAUCCAUGUUCAUUUAUUCUGUUAAGUGCAACAUUUAUUUGCCGAUGGAGCCAAAUAAGCAAAGAGGCUUUCAAACUAACUGACAAUGCUUUUCAUCCUGUACACCAAGGCUGGCUUGCACUACUGCUGUAUAUAAGAUGUGUACUGCAGACUACAUCUUGCUAUUGGCCAACUUAGCCACUGGUGAGCAAGAGAAGGCUAUUUAGUUUCUAAUGUUCAACUCCAUGGUGCAUCAUAUCUGUCAAUGCAAUGGUUGCUACCAUGAUGCACAAUAUAACACAUUAUUGUUGUCCAACAGGUUAUUUUCUGAUGGAUGGAGUAAUUUGUGAACAAGAGCAUUUUUUUAAUGUUGAUGUUUUAACAAAAUGAGGCAAGCGAAUGCAUCAAAGGCAUGUUAAUAUUGUACAAGAUCUGUAAUAAAAUUAAUCCUAUAGCCUUGUUUUCUCAGACGUGUUAGUCUUGUGUCUUGCUGUUGGUUGAAAGCAAUGUUGUACUGACAUAUAUGAUAUGGGUGUAAUGUCAACUGCCUUCUAAUAUGCAAAUGCAUGCUUUUCUGUGUCAGCACACAUGUUUAUAUAUGAAAAGCAUAUUAUGGUAUUUGUGGUCAAUGUUAUAUUGAUGCCAGCAUAAUUACUGACAGCCGUGUGUGUGUGCGUGCGUGUGUGUAAGAUGCUAUCUAUUGAGUUAAGUUUCGUGCAAACAUUUGUUGUUGUGGCCUGAUGUUCCUUGUGGUUAAAUUCCACUUGACAUGCAGGUUUGUUCACAUAAAUAAAUUGUAAGUCUUAAAGUAUUUCCUCAACAACACACUUUGUUAGCAGACAUAUACAAUAGACAAGAAAGGAGGUCAAGGUAUUUAUUCAUUUUAAUUAAUGAUAAAAACAUUCGAUUUUUGUGUUUGAGUGACUUCAAUAUUUCUGCCUCCACAUGAUUAAUAAAGAAAUCAAACUUUUUUUUUUCUCUGA
This is a messenger RNA of Entelurus aequoreus (snake pipefish), 2332 nucleotides long. RefSeq names its product ADP-ribosylation factor 3-like. Gene Ontology annotation, cellular component: cytoplasm; plasma membrane. The coding region runs from base 25 to 570 and encodes 181 amino acids. Gene Ontology annotation, molecular function: GTP binding; GTPase activity. The transcript has 4 exons. The record is from RefSeq and is a predicted model, not a curated record. NCBI's taxonomy places the organism in Eukaryota, Metazoa, Chordata, Actinopteri, Syngnathiformes, Syngnathidae. Gene Ontology annotation, biological process: intracellular protein transport; vesicle-mediated transport.